Messenger RNA from Vitrella brassicaformis, 2372 nucleotides. Lineage: Eukaryota; Vitrellaceae. The record is from the annotation of a GenBank genome assembly.
CAGAGCACACAGCACCAGUGCAACAGGACGGAAGUGCUGACCCCUUGAACCGAUCUUUACACCUGCACUCGUCUAGUCCAUCCACAGCCAGCCAGCCAGCCAGCCACCCAGCCAGACAGACAGACAGACAGACAGACGGACAGCCGUCUACCACUUGAGUGCCGACUGUGUGACGAGGCCCAGCGACUCGGCCUCGUCCUUGAGGCUCCGAUAAAAGGUGUGGAACAGCCUCUCCUGCGCCUCGGCCACAAAAUCCCCACCCCGCCUCUCCACGGCCGCCUUCUCCCUCAACAGCGCAUACACCCGCCACGCUCCCACAUUCCGCCUGGGCGGCACACAUGCCGUGUCGUCACUCUGGUGCAGCAGGGCCUCCAACUCCUCCAGCCGGUGUUUCAUGUCGCUCACGGCCGGGGGCUUCUUGGCUGCCGACUCUGCGUCUGCAUGUGCAUCGGCUGACGAUGAGGGGACGGGGUGGUCUGCGAGGGUGGAGGUGAUCUGGCCGCCGCCGUUGAGGCAGCCGCCCGGGCACGCCAUGAUCUCCACAAAAUGCAGCUCACUGCUGCUGCUUGUGGCGGUGGUGGUGGUGUUGUUGGCGGCUUCUGCCUGCUGUCUGACGCGGCGGAUGACGUUCUGGAUGUUGCGGAAGCCGUAGGCCAUCGCGAAACGAAGCUUGACGGCACCGUCGACUUCCAGCGUCACCUCCUGCCAUGCCAUCAGACAGCCCAACCCACUCGUCCAGUCCCUGCAUUCGCGUGUGGUGUGUCCUUCACUGUCUGUCUGUCACUCAUGUUUGUGCUCACCUUGAUGUCUUUAUUCCUCCCCGGCUUGAGCUGCAGCGGUCCCUCCACCGUCACCCCGAACAGCUCCCGCGCCGCAUGCCGAAACACGGUCUCAACAUAGCCCCCCGACCCCCCAUUGCUGCCCACAGGCACAGACAGAUGGUGCUCUUGAUGCUGCUGCUGCUGCUGCUGUCCCGAGCCAGCCGACGAGGCCGUCGGCGACGUCUGCGCGUCCUCCUCGGAGCACGCUCUGUCCUCACUGGGCGGUGUCGGGCAGAUGGACGUGAUGAUGGACGUCAGGGAGUCGACGGGCGACGGGGGGAGGGAGGGGAAGUCGACACCCAGCUCGUUGACCAGGUCGAGUAUCUCCGUCGUGGCCAGCACCGUGUCCACCGAGCCAGGCGACUCACCUGUCUGGCUGGUGCUGGUGCUGCUGCCGGUGGGCGGGAGGGGUGGGGCGUCUGCUUGUGUGGCAUCGACAAGGGGGUUGCCGCUGCUGGUGUGGUCGUACUUGAACUCCGGCCGGGACGCCUCCAGCUUCUUGUCGAAACACGGCAUCACACUCACGUGAUACACAUCACCUCGAGAGGCCGGCUGGCCCUGUUGCUGUUGCUGUUGCUGCUGUUGCUGCUGCUGCUGCUGCUGUGUGAGCCUCGUUGGGGGUCGGGGGAAGGGGAGAGGGGUGGAUGACCGCCACUGGCGGAGGAACUCCUGCCUGCUGUGGUGGAGGGGUAUGAAGGUCUUGACGAGCUCGCCCUGGAUCUGCUGGCUGGACCGCACUGUGCUGAUGUGCGGCAGCACCUCCUUGUCCAGCACCUUCUCGGCGUAACAGAUCCACCCGGGGCAGUGUGACGCCAACACGGGCAGCGCGGGAUGCCCCUCAGCUUGGUAGCGGUCGACAAACUCCUGCUGCGCCUCGAUGAGGGUGAUGGCCUCACUCACGGCCAUGUCCACCACAUACACGGGGCAGGGGGGCGAUGGCGAUGCCGAUAAUGGCUCGUCUUCUUGACUGGCCUUGGCUGUCGGCAGCCGAGCGAGCCGGAAGAGCGUGGCAAGUCUGCCCAUGACGUCCCACGGCGACAUGUGGAAGUAGGCGGCAAGUGAGGUCCUCGACUGAGGCGAGAUGGAGACCACCAUCAUGCCGGCCGUGGCGGCCUUCCGCCUGACCUCCUCGAUGCCCUGCUGCUGGAUGAGCACCGCCUCUGCCGACGUGACGCAGCCGCUGCACGCGAGGCAGUCGUUGAGAGAGACCUCGGCCUUCUUCUCGGCCGUCUUCUUGAUCAGGUUGGGGCGCUGCAGCUUCACCUCCAUGGCCGCCUCCUUGCCUUCAGACGCAUCGAGCUGCAGCUUGCCGCUCUUCUGCUGCUGCUGGUCCUUGGCCGCAUCCAGGAUGGGCUUGACGCACUCCUGAAUACAGUCAGGAGCACAGAAAGGGACAAGACAGCACAAGCUGUGGGUGUGACGUGUCCUCGAGGCAUCUGAUGUGGCGUGUGUGUCUUGAUGUACCUGUGCGGGAGUGAGGAAAUCAUCCAGGUCGGCAAGCCGCACAGCAUUCGAAAACGCCAUGAUGCUCACGGGUCUUCGCUUCCUGUG